Ananas comosus (pineapple) is the source of this 2056-nucleotide messenger RNA. RefSeq names its product F-box/kelch-repeat protein At3g27150-like. The record is from RefSeq and is a predicted model, not a curated record. The transcript has 3 exons. Gene Ontology annotation, molecular function: protein binding. Lineage: Eukaryota; Viridiplantae; Streptophyta; Magnoliopsida; Poales; Bromeliaceae. The coding region runs from base 528 to 1775 and encodes 415 amino acids.
AUAUUCACCUCACCUCCUCCCCACAUCCUCUCUCUCUCUCUCUCUCUCUCUCUCUCUCUCUCUCUCUCGUGAAAGCGCGCAGUGUAGUCACCUUUUCCAAACCCCCCAUUGUCGCCACCUCUAUAUAUUGCUUUCCUCCUCCUGCUCUAUUAUAAUCCCUUUCGCACUCACCAAAGUGUGUGUAGUAGAGAGAGAGAGAGAGAGAGAGAGAGAGAGAGGAGAGAGGUGAGGAACCCAUUUUCCCACCACUCGCCCCACACGGGUUCUCUUUGAUCUCUCAUACAUCGGCUUCUUCGGGGUUUUUAUCCGCUACCCAUCUCCCCAUUUGGGUUGCUCUGCCAUUUCCGAGGUUGGGGUUCGCCUGCUGGUUCGAUUUGGAUUUGAAAGGAGCUAAAAAGGUUCGUAUGCGGUUGGAAGAAGCUAAAAGGGUGAGAUUUUGAUUCAUGGCUUCUUCUGUUUGUUGGUAUGAUGAGUAAAUUUGGUUGCCGGGGUCUUGUUUGAGUAGAAAGAAUACUGAGAAGGAUCUGAUGUCGAAGGACGAGGAGCGGCAAGGUGUUUGUGAUAAGGAAGGCAAUUCAAACAUUCAUAGGAAGAACGGUACAAGUAGAGGUUUAAUGCAAAUUGAAAUUCCAAGUGAAUGUGGAGGAUCCGGCCUUGUGAAUGGAAGUGGAACUUUCAUUCCGAGAGAUGGGGAUUCAUCGAGACCCAAUGAUGUGGAUAACUCUUAUUUGCCCUCCCUAGACGAUGAAGUCGCAGUUCGUAUCUUGGCUAGGGUUCCAAGAUCGCAGUUUCAGAACCUCCGCUUGGUGAACAGGCGAUACAAUUCGCUGAUCAUGAGCAGUGAGCUCUACAACAUGAGAGAGAAUAUUGGCAUAACGGACCCAAAAGUUCUCUUGCUAGCGAGCGGUGAGCUUCGCUGGUGGUGUUACGAACCCUACACCGGAUCCCAUCGGGAGCUCCCGAUACUGCCGUCUGACAUUUGCUUCUCGUCCUCCGACAAGGAAACUCUGUGUGUGGGGAACCACCUUCUCGUCUCAGGAAAAGAGAUUGAGGACCCAGCUAUCUGGAGGUAUGAGCUCGAGUCAGACCGUUGGUUCCAUGGUCCUAGGAUGAUCAACCCAAGAUUCCUGUUCGCAUCUGCAAACUGCGGUAAUGUUGCCUGUGUCGCAGGAGGCAUUAGUUUGGGUGCUGGUCUCAGCAUCUUGAACACUGCUGAGAAGUAUGAUCCUAAGACCAAGUCCUGGGAACCGCUCCCUCGCAUGAACAGGCGAAGGAAGCUUUGCUCGGGCUUUUGUAUGGAUCGUAAAUUCUACGUGAUUGGGGGGCAAAAUGAAAACGGCGACAAUCUUGCUUGUGGGGAAUGUUAUGAUUUCACACGGAAUGCGUGGGAGCUAAUCCCUGGUAUGGCUGAGGACUUCUCGAGCGGCUCCUCUCAGUCCCCUCCUCUUGUGGCGGUAGUGAACAAUGAGUUGUAUUCUCUCGAGGCCUCGUCUAACCAACUCAAGGUGUACCUGAAGAACAGCAAUACAUGGAAGGAGUUGGGCAAGGUGCCGGUAAGGGCUGACAUCAGAAAGGGGUGGGGAGUGGCCUUCAAGUCCUUAGGCGAUGAGUUACUUAUCAUCGGUUGUGUAGAGGAAACAAAAACCGGACAAGGGAUGACAGUAUGUACUUGCGUUCCUAAUCCCGAUUUAGAUUUCGUUCGAUGGUGUGUCCUUCAGAGUGGCACUGAUAAGUGGUGCUCGUUUAUUCUGAACUGUGCUAUAAUGAUGGCUUGAAAAUUGGAAUGUAAUGUUGAUGCAGAAAAGGCCACAAGCAAAUCCAGAAUAACACAGCAGCAGCGCUAUAUAACGUCAACGGUAAAAGUAAAAGUCUCUGUAUUUUCCUUUUGCGCAAAAUUCUCUAUUGCAGAAAAUGCCUGAUUAAUAUUGACUUUACUGUAAUAUGCUUGAAACGAUGGCAAUGAUGCUUUCUAUUAAUUUAUGUACUUUUGGACAUGCAUAUCAUGCUUAUAUCAUUCUCUUUCUUCUUUUUUGAAAGGCGCUUAUAUUAUUGUUUA